Phialemonium atrogriseum is the source of this 991-nucleotide messenger RNA. RefSeq lists its product as uncharacterized. The coding region runs from base 93 to 710 and encodes 205 amino acids. Lineage: Eukaryota; Fungi; Ascomycota; Sordariomycetes; Cephalothecales; Cephalothecaceae. The transcript has 2 exons. The record is from RefSeq and is a predicted model, not a curated record.
CAGCUCCGGUGGCAUCCGCUGGCUGCCCUUUCCCAUUUUUUUCGUGUUCUUGGUUCGAUUAUGUACCUUUACCCACCAAAAUCUGGUCAGGAAUGGGCGGAGUCCACCACUGUGGACCGGUGUUGUUCGUGCCCUUCAAACCUCUGGCGCCUUCCCAGUUUUUACUUUUCCUCUCUCCACUCCACCAUCACCAAAGUUUAGAGUCUUCUCUCCUUUUCUUUCCUUCCCUUCCCUCCCACCCACAUAUCCUGAUAUUCUCGAUCUUUUCUCCUCACCCACCGGCGUGUUGCGAUUUCAAGAAGCAUCCUUUUGCGUGUUUUCUGCUGUCGUGUCCUGCACUUGACCUUUGUGUUCUGUGUUCGAAAACCACGCACUCUCCACCUUCUCCAGGCCGAAGUCGCCCAGUAAUCCACUCAACGCGAUCCUUGCCCCUCGAGUUAGCUCGUCUCGGCUCUUCGGAUCCCUUACCUAGACGAACCUCUCGCACCCGUAUUCGCCGAAUCCUUUACUGCUUUUGCGGGAGUUUGUACGGAUAUCUGCACGCUGUCUGUUCAAUCUGGAAACAGGAGUCCCUUGCCUGCGGAAACCAAUUGUUGCCUUGUUGUAUUCCGUUGCUCCCAAAAAUCUCGAACGCUUUUGCCGCGGCACCUGUCUUCACCUUUGACGAGUUUCCGCAGUCACUACCUUCGAGCCCGAUCAAUACUGGAUGAAUCCUUAGACAGCCCAUACUAAUACCCGAUCUGUUGUGUCCUUCUGGUCUCUACCACUGGGCACCUACCAACAUCCUCGUCUCGUGAUCUUCGAUUCCCUUUUCGGGAAGCCAUCUUUGCGUUCCAAGGCGUGCCGGCGUGGCUGUUUGUGAAAAGUCCUGCUUUCGGGGUCUGGAUACACGACUAGUCGACUCGAUUACGUUGCAUCGGCAAAGGAGGUUCCUUCGGUGUUUGCGAGUUCCGGUACUUUGCAGUUUGGAGAUUAGGAACUGAACUUGUCC